Molecule: messenger RNA, 1824 nt
Organism: Arabidopsis arenosa
Lineage: Eukaryota; Viridiplantae; Streptophyta; Magnoliopsida; Brassicales; Brassicaceae
Source: the annotation of a GenBank genome assembly
ACAAUAAAUAUUCAACAAAACUCAAUCAAAACCAAUGGUAUUUACUUCUCCUCCUUCAUAUGGUUCCCAAAACGCUACGUUUUGGCGCACUCUUAUCGGGUUAAGUUAUAUAUUUACACUUGUGCACACGGCAGUCUCAACACCACCCGAUGAUCCUGUCAAAUGUGUGUCGGGAAACACGAACUGUACAGUCACCAACUCAUACGGAGCCUUCCCAGACCGGUCCACAUGUCGAGCCGCCAACGUGGCAUACCCAAAAACUGAAGCCGAGCUUGUCUCUGUCGUGGCUGCAGCCACUCAAGCCGGACGGAAAAUGCGUGUAACAACUCGAUAUUCCCAUAGCAUUACUAAGCUCGUGUGUACCGACGGAACCGACGGUUUGUUCAUAAGCACAAAGUUUCUAAACCACACGGUGCAAGCCGAUGCAACGGCCAUGACCUUGACGGUUGAGAGUGGCAUGACGCUUAGGCAGUUAAUCGCUGAAGCGGCUAAAGUUGGAUUGGCGUUACCUUAUGCACCGUAUUGGUGGGGACUGACCGUUGGUGGUCUGAUGGGAACCGGUGCUCACGGGAGCUCAUUGUGGGGUAAAGGAAGUGCAGUCCAUGAUUAUGUGAAGGAGAUCAGGAUGGUUAGUCCUGGUUCGGUCAACGAAGCGUUUGCAAAGAUUAGAGUUUUAAGCGAGACUACGACUCCUGACGAGUUUAACGCGGCUAAGGUUUCUCUUGGGGUCCUUGGCGUUAUCUCUCAGGUAACUUUUAAAUUGCAACCGAUGUUCAAGAGAUCACUAACAUAUACUAUGAGAAAUGAUUCGGAUUUUGAAGAUCAAGCCGUGACUUUUGGAAAGAAACACGAGUUUGCGGAUUUCAUAUGGUUACCAAGCCAAGGCAAAGUGGUGUAUCGAAGAGAUGACCGCGUAGCGGUCAACACAUCGGGCAAUGGUUUGUUCGACUUUUUGCCCUUCCGUUCACAACUCACUGCGGCGAUAGCCAUCAUAAGAUUAUCAGGCAUUAUAUUCACUGGUUAUCCGGUCGUUGGAAGCCAAGACCGUAUGAUGUCGUCAGGAUCAUGUCUAGACAGCCUUCAAGAUGGAUUGAUCACGGCGUGUGCGUGGGACUCACGUAUAAGAGGCGAAUUUUUUCAUCAAACAACUUUCAGUGUCCCUCUCACCCAAGUUAAAAGUUUUAUCAGCGACAUCAAAUCACUUGUAAAGAUCGAACCAAAAUCUUUGUGUGGCCUUGAGCUUCACUAUGGUAUUCUAAUGCGUUAUGUCACAUCAUCUCCCGCUUAUCUAGGGAAAGAAACCGAAGCGCUAGACUUUGACAUAACAUAUUACCGAGCUAAAGACCCGUUAACACCGCGACUCUACGAAGAUUUCAUCGAAGAAAUCGAGCAAAUUGCAUUGUUCAAAUAUAAUGCAUUGCCACAUUGGGGUAAGAAUAGAAACUUAGCGUUUGAUGGAGUGAUUAGAAAGUACAAUAACGCACCCGCAUUCUUGAAAGUAAAAGAGAGUUAUGAUCCUAAAGGUUUAUUCUCGAGUGAAUGGACGGAUCAGAUCCUAGGAAUCAAAGGAAACGUGACAAUAGUAAAAGAUGGAUGUGCAUUGGAGGGUUUGUGUAUAUGUUCAAAGGAUGUUCAUUGUGCCCCGGCCAAAGGCUAUUUGUGUCGACCGGGAAAAGUGUACAAAGAGGCUAGGGUUUGUACACGUGUUGAUGGUAUAAUAAGUGUGAUUUAAACAGUAAGUUAUUAAUUUUCAUUGCUUCUUAUAUCAGAAAGUCAUCGUCUAUAUGUGUGCGUUAUUGUGAUAAUUAAAUGAUAUCUUCCUUU